AUGGCUACACCACCUCAAGGAGUCCCCCAGGGUCCCCCAGGACCAGGAGCUAUCCCGAUCCAGUUCCCGCCCGGACAACGACCUACACCCGAGCAGAUCCAGGAGAUCCAGCGCAGGAUAGCCGAGGAUGCGCAAAAGGCCGGCAUGUCGGUCCCUCAGUUCGUCGAGCAUAUCAAGAGGCAGGCGCAGGAGAGGGCUAUGGCCGCGCGCGCAGCCCAACAGCAGGGCGGCGGCACCCCCGGUGCUCCCACGCCACAGCAGCUCCAGCAGCUCCAGCAGCAGCAGAUGGCUCAGAGGGCCGCUCAGCAGCAGCAGCAGCAGCAGUCCAGCAACGUGGCGGCUCCAGGACCUCCUAAGCCCGAAGCUCUGGCUGUGGCCAAGUUUCUGCGAAGCCAGGAUCUCAAGCCGAGGACGUGCAUCCUCAAUGGAGAGCGCAAGGACAUGUUCAAAGUCAAACGUGCGCUCCGAGCUCUCGAAUCCCCCGCCUACGAAAAGGCCCGCAAGAAAAACCCUCUGCUUCCGGAGAUCAAGGAUCGCGCCUCCCUGGAAAACACGUUCAAGCUCCUGCCGCUCGGCAUGCUGGCCCUCCGCGUGAGUAAGAUCGACCCCCAGGCCGCCGGCAACGGCAAGAAGCCGAAGCGCGUCAAGGGCCAGUGGACCGUCAAGAUCGAGCAGCACCAGGAGGCAAAGGAAGACCUGUACUACGCCUGGUUCUGGGAGGGUAGCCAGAUCAAGCGCCAGGUCUACGCCGCCCUGGCCCUUGUCGUCAUCUUCGCCGUCGUCCUGUAUCCGCUGUGGCCGCUCAAGCUCCGCCUCGGAGUCUACUACCUCAGCUGGGGCAUGCUCGGCCUCCUCGGCCUCUUCUUCCUCAUGGCCAUCUUCCGCGUCAUCCUCUUCUGCAUCACCUACUUUAUCGUCCCGCCCGGUCUUUGGCUCUACCCCAACCUCUGGGAGGAUGUAUCUUUCAUGGACAGCUUUAGGCCCGUAUGGGCUUGGCACGAGACUGAAAAGCCCAAGAAAAAGAAGAAGGCCGGCAAGUCCGCUGCUCCCAGCUCUUCAUUCACCGCCUCCACUGGUCAUGUCGAGGCUACGGCUACCACGACGGGAACAGAUACGCAGAUCAAGUCUGAUAAUGUUCAGCAAAGGAGCUAUGCGGCACCCAAGGUGGAGGAGGUGGUUGAUGACGAGUAA
Geosmithia morbida is the source of this 1191-nucleotide messenger RNA. Its product is annotated as translocation protein SEC62. Bases 1 to 1191 code for a protein of 396 amino acids. The record is from RefSeq and is a predicted model, not a curated record. Gene Ontology annotation, cellular component: endoplasmic reticulum; endoplasmic reticulum membrane. The transcript is spliced from 3 exons. Gene Ontology annotation, biological process: post-translational protein targeting to membrane, translocation. NCBI's taxonomy places the organism in Eukaryota, Fungi, Ascomycota, Sordariomycetes, Hypocreales, Bionectriaceae.